Molecule: messenger RNA, 1927 nt
Organism: Mucor mucedo
Lineage: Eukaryota; Fungi; Mucoromycota; Mucoromycetes; Mucorales; Mucoraceae
Product: thiamine pyrophosphate enzyme, N-terminal TPP binding domain-containing protein
Exons: 2
Coding region: 137-1849 (570 amino acids)
Biological process (GO): fatty acid alpha-oxidation
Cellular component (GO): peroxisome
Molecular function (GO): magnesium ion binding; catalytic activity; thiamine pyrophosphate binding
Source: RefSeq, a predicted model, not a curated record
CCAAUUUACCUUAUUUGUGAUAUUUGGCAUGGGACUUUAAAAAUGAGUUUAAACCGCUUUUUUAUUUAUUUAAAUCUUUAACUUUUUGUUUUGCCUAUUUUCCUAUACAUUCACUUUUUUUUUCCUUCUAGAAAACAUGAGUACAUUAGAUCCUGUCAUCUCUUCUGGAGCAGAGCUUAUUGCGAGUACUUUAAAAACCCAAGGUGUUGAAGUCAUUUUUGGUAUUGUAGGUAUUCCCGUUGUUGAAGUCGCUGAAGCGUGCGUAUCAGCUGGUAUUCGAUUUAUCGGAUUUCGUAACGAACAAUCAGCCGCUUAUGCGGCAUCUGUUUACGGUUUUCUCAGCGGCAGACCAGGUGUAUGUUUGAGCGUAGGUGGUCCUGGUGUGGUUCAUGCACUCGCUGGCUUAUUAAACUCUAAAAUCAAUUGCUGGCCUCUCGUUUUAUUAUCAGGCUCUUGUGAUACUGAUCAAGUUGACAAAGGUGCCUUUCAAGAGUUAGAUCAAGUAGAAGCAUGCAGACAAUAUUGUAAGUAUGCUGCUCGACCUAGCUCCGUUGAGCAAAUACCAUUUGUGAUUGAGAAGGCCUUAAGAACGGCCUUUUACGGUAGACCGGGCGCUACGUACGUUGACUUACCUGCCGAUUUUAUCCAAUAUCCUAUUCGUAACAAGCAAGUCUUGGAAUCUAUUCAAGUUCCCAAGGUGGCAAACCCUCCCAAGUCAAUGGCCGAUCAAUCCAAUAUCAACCAAGCUGUGGAGUUAUUAAAGAAUGCAAAAAACCCUCUGAUUGUUAUCGGUAAAGGAGCUGCUUAUGCCCGUGCCGAAAAGGAAAUCGGUCAAUUAGUUGAAAAGACAAAAGCUCCCUUUUUGCCUACACCUAUGGGUAAAGGUGUUUUAUCGGACACACAUCCUUUAUGCGUUUCAGCAGCACGUUCAAAGGCAUUGAAAGAAGCCGAUGUAGUCUUGUUAAUUGGAGCACGAUUAAACUGGAUUUUACAUUUUGGAGAUUCACCUCGUUGGGCUCCUAAUGUCAAAUUUAUUCAAAUCGAUAUCGCGCCAGAGGAACUUGGCAAUAAUAAAUACACACUUCCUUUGUUAGGUGAUAUUCAAUUAGUCGUGUCACAAUUGUCGCAUGCCAUUGGUAACCUUCCACAUUUGAACUCCACGUAUGUCUCUGGUUUGCUUGACAAGGUCAAGGCAAAUGCCGAAAAGAUCAAGCAAAGUGGAUCCAAAGGCUCCGAUGAUGCUAUCUUGAAUUAUCAGACUGCUUUCAGCGUCAUCAAGAACACACUACCCGAGAAGGAUAUUGUUUAUGUGAGUGAGGGUGCGAAUACGAUGGAUAUCGGAAGAUCAUUUUUUGAUGUGAGCGAGCCUAGACAUCGACUUGAUGCAGGCACUGGUGCUACAAUGGGUGUAGGCAUGGGCUAUGCUAUUGGCGCACAAUCUUACUAUGGAUCAUCAAAACGAGUAGUUUCAAUCGUAGGUGAUUCGGCAUUUGGUUUCUCUGCCAUGGAAUUAGAAACUGCUAUUCGAUCCAAGUUGCCACUUUUAAUCAUUGUCAUUAACAACAACGGUAUCUACCAUGGAUUAACUGAUGAUGAAUACCAAGCAUCGCAAAAGGAUGGCACUUUGCCUACCACCGCACUCUCUCCCGAAACCAGAUACGAAAUGAUCUCCCAAGCCUGUGGAGGUAAGGGCUGGUUUGUUAAAAAUAGAGUGGAAUUAGCCGCUGCAGUGAAAGAAGCUUUGGAUGCCAAGGAUCAAACUUGUGUCAUUAACGUAUUGAUUGCCCCUGGUGGAAGAAGCAAAUUGGAUUUUGCUUGGAUGCAAAAAGAGAGUAAAGCUAGAUUAUAAGGUAUAGAAGGACUGUUUAUUUUAAUGUCACAUAAAUAAAAAUCUGUCUUUUUUUUUGAGUUGGGACAGUAUAACUUC